CUGGCAGCAUGAGUCCUGCCCUGCCCUGGAUCCUUCCUCUCGGAUGUGUGCUGCUGCUGCUGCUGACAAAGACAGCUGAGUGCUUCAUCUUGCCCAACUCGAGUCACCUGGAGAGCAUCCUGAGUAAAUACCAGGAUGGGGAAGCUCACUCCAGGUCCAAGAGAGCCAUUUUAUUCUCAGACAGACAGGAGAUACUGAUGCUCCACAAUAAACUGAGAGGUCAGGUGUAUCCAGUGGCCUCUAACAUGGAAUACAUGACCUGGGAUGAGGAGCUGGAGAGGUCAGCACAUGCCUGGGCUCAGCAGUGCAUCUGGGACCACGGGCCCAGCGACCUCAUCAGGUCAAUUGGGCAGAACCUGGCAGUUCACUGGGGCAGGUAUCGAUCCCCAGCCUUCCACGUGCAGUCCUGGUAUGAUGAGGUGAAGGAUUACACAUUUCCAUACCCCCACGAGUGCAACCCGUGGUGCCCAGACAGAUGUACAGGUGCCAUGUGCACACAUUACACCCAGAUAGUCUGGGCCACCACCAACAGGAUUGGCUGUGCUGUGAAUGUCUGCAAGCAGAUGAAUGUGUGGGGAGAGAUCUGGGAGAACGCUGUCUACCUGGUCUGCAACUACUCCCCCAAGGGCAACUGGAUUGGAGAAGCUCCGUACAAGACCGGCCGUCCCUGCUCCGAGUGCCCUCCGAGCUAUGGAGGGAGCUGCCAGAACAACCUCUGCUACAAAGAUCACCGUUAUGAAGAUCCCAUCAUUGCUGAGACAGACGAGACCAACGAGGUGGAGAUCCCGCAGGUGGCGGAGCAGAAGCCGGUGCAGUUCCACCUCCCAGAAAACAAACCCAGCAAACCCAUCAAGGCCAAGAAAAUCACCCCAGAAUCCUACAUGACACAAGUCAUUACCUGUGAAACCAAGAUGAGAGACAAAUGCAGAGGCUCAACGUGCAACAGGUAUUUGUGCCCAGCUGGCUGCUUGUACAGUAAGGGAAAGAUCUUUGGAACAUUUUAUUAUGAAAGUUCCUCCAGCAUAUGUCGUGCUGCAAUCCACUAUGGAAUCCUGGACAACAAGGGAGGGCUGGUGGAUAUCACCAGGAAAGGGAGGACACCUGCUUUUGUGAAGUCCACCAGGAACGGUGUGGAGUCAUUCAGGAAAAGCAAACCUUCAAAUGCAUUCAUGGUUUCCAAAGUCACAACACAGACUCUGGAUUGUUACACCACAGUAGCUGAGCUGUGCCACUUCAAAAAGCCAGCGAGCCACUGCCCAAGGAUUUACUGCCCUGCCCACUGCAAGGACGAGCCCUCGUACUGGGCGCCCGUGUUCGGCACCAACGUCUACGCCGAUAGCUCCAGUAUCUGCAAAACUGCAGUGCAUGCAGGGGUCAUUUCAGAUGAAAGAGGAGGCUUUGUGGACGUGAUGCCUGUGGAGAAGAAGAAAACCUACGUGGGCUCCUUAAGGAACGGCGUCCAGUCAGAGAGCUUGAAGAACCCUUCAGAUGGGAAUGCCUUCCGAAUCUUUGCUGUGAAGCAGUAAAAAGCCCCCAGGGAAGGUGCAGGUUCCUUUGGGAGAGCUCUCUGUUGAUCUCCAGAGACGCCAAAAGCUCCUCUGAACGGCAUCAGCUCUGCCCGUACCCUCCUUGCCCAUCUCCUUCAGGGAAUUCCAAAAGAAAAGGGGAAAAAAAAAAAAAAGAAAAACCCCAAAAAAAGACCCCAGGUUCUGACUCAGCUGUUGGCAUCUCAUCGCACCCGUGCAGCGUUGUAUCUUUUUGUCUCGUGUUUUUUGUUUCUCUAGGGGCAUUCAGCGACCAUAAACUGUUCUAAGUUUCGUUUUACCAGAGGUGUUGCUACACAGGAUGGUGGUGGCUCCAUGGGCAGCAGAUUCAGGGAUCUCAGCCUGGCCCUGGAUGGUGUUUUUAGGGUGUGAAGCUUCUCCUGGGAUGGGUGUGAGGAUGAGUAGACUCGGGAGUGAGCAGCUGUCCAGGCGCUGGGCACUUUGAAAUGAGAAACUCAUUGAAAAAUUGCAUUGUCUGGGGACAGG
This is a messenger RNA of Agelaius phoeniceus (red-winged blackbird), 2030 nucleotides long. RefSeq names its product cysteine rich secretory protein LCCL domain containing 2 (gene CRISPLD2). NCBI's taxonomy places the organism in Eukaryota, Metazoa, Chordata, Aves, Passeriformes, Icteridae. Gene Ontology annotation, cellular component: extracellular region. The record is from RefSeq and is a predicted model, not a curated record.